This is a messenger RNA of Striga asiatica, 477 nucleotides long. Lineage: Eukaryota; Viridiplantae; Streptophyta; Magnoliopsida; Lamiales; Orobanchaceae. The record is from the annotation of a GenBank genome assembly.
AUGUCAAGCGACUCCACGAACUCGUCUUGGAAGACAUUUUCUGGCCGAAAAUUUCGAAGGUCCGACUGCACCAAACCGACAUGCCGCCAUGGCGCUGAAGCUGAACUACUAACAUCUCAAACAGAGACAAACCCAACAAGAAGAUUCUACCGCUUCAAUCUACGAAAUGACGCAGAUUGUCGUUAUUUUGUUUGGUUGGAUCCUGAACUUCCACCUUAUCAGAAAGGGUGCUAUUUGAAGUUGAAAAGUCAAGUAAAGUCCCUUAAAGAGCAAUUGAGAUGCAAACAAGUUGUGGAGAAACUAUUGAAUGAAAUGUUAGAAAUGAAGGUUAAGGAGAUGGAUUUGUUGAAAAUCGAGAAUGAUGAAUUGGAGAAGAAGGUGACCGACACUUGUGAAAAGGGAAGAAAAGAAAAGAAAUUAUUAUUGUUUUUGUGUCUCUUUGUUCUUCUUGUGUGUGGUUGCUUGAUGAUGGGUUGA